UGUUUUACUGUGGAGCGAGGCUGCGACAACAAUCAAGUUUCCCCUCCGCGCGCCCCACGGUCUCGCCCCCCGCCACCCUCCCCCCCGACGGAGUUCCGGCCACUCACGCCCCAUUUCCUUCCGGGGCGCGUUCCCCUGAUCGGUCCGCCCUCCCCUCCCCUCCCAACGCCCCCGCGGCACCGCCCGAACCACCCCGCAUCGGCUCCCCGUCUCCCGGGCACCUCGCACACCCGCGAGCAACGCACGACCUCCGACCCCCCCUCCCCACCCUUCGUCGCCCGACCAUCCGGUGCCCAGUCGCCGCUCGACCGCCCGCCCCGCCCCGGCACAUCGUCCCCGGCCUAACGCCACUCUCCCCUUCCCCCACCUCUCGUCCUCUUCUCCUCGUUUCCCCACUCAGCCCACAUCGUCCCCCUACGCUGACCGCCGUCCCCCCUCUCGCCGGGCCCUCCCGCUACCAUCCCACCGCCCCCUCUCAGACCAUCCCGGCGGCUCCUCGCCUCUCCCGACACGCUCCCCCGCACCCUCCCCCUCGCCGACCUCCGCCUUCUCCCCCUACCCUCUCCCCCCCCGCCCCUGAUCCCCUCGCUCCCCCCCGCCCCCCCCGCUUCGAUCUCAGUCAACCAUCGCCCACUCACUGUCUACCGGUCUCAUCUCUCCCCCCGGUCAUAUCGCGCAGCGCUACUAGCCCCCCCUCCACCCGGCCCGGUCUCGGCAAACCGUCAUCAACGCCGGACUCGCUACGCCCUCCCCCCCCCUCACCCGUUGCCCCUCCCCAGCGCCCCUGCCGCCCUCGCCCCCCCUCCCAACCAGCACCCCGCCAACGGGCGCCCCCCCGGGAUCACGCCACCCUCGGCUCCCUCACCUCUCUACGCGUGUCCCUCACCUAUCGGCACACUCCAGAGCCCCCUUUCCCUACUCGCCUCCCGGGUCAAUCUUCAGUGGAGAUGACACAAGAUAAACUUCCAUGUACACCAGGACCAAGCAACCACUCCGUUGAUUGUAAGAAUGAUGCCUUGGAGUAUCUUUCAGGAUGGGUGGCCAAGAAGCUAAAAACAAGUUACCGAUAUCUCUUACAACAGUUCAAGAUGAAGAGAAACGGAGCUGGAGUUACCAAGCUCGGGCGGUUUGUCUCAGUAUUCAGAAGUGAAGAAGAAACACAACUGAAAGAACACGUCAUCGAUUUGGACUCCCAUUUUUAUGGUUUGACAUUCAAGGAUUUUCGAAAAUUAGCUUUUGAAUUUGCAGAAACUAAUCAAACACCAGCACAAAACGGAGGUGAUACACCCACAAAAUCAAUGCCGAACACACCGUCUUCGUCAGCUCAAUCAACAGGAAAAAUUAUUCAGACACCAGCACAAGACGGAGGUGAGGCACCCACAAAACCAAUGCCGAACACACCAUCUUCGUCAGCUCAAUCAACAGGAAAAACUUGCCCUAGACAACAAAACAAUGUGGACUGUGGGGUGUCUCUCACGUGGUUCGCGGAGCGACUCUCCCGAUUGCAACCAAUCGAAACGAGGCAACUCAACACACUAGUGUGGCGAGUCCACACAGAGGAAGUUUUGAGAACGAGCCGAUUGGGGGCAUUCGACGGACACCUAGCCGAAUGUGAGAAACUCCUCGAUCCCGAUUUUCUCAACGCCGAGGCUUGGGAUAUCCUAGAAUGCGGCGUGGAAGACGACACAUAUCGUCCCCGUACGGAAGUGCCCUCCAGGUUGGAACUGGAGUAUGACGCUUUAUGGCGGAACUCAAUGAGGCUUGCGAGGAGUACACUAAGGAAGUUCCCGCCAACACAAUAUCCGGUAUCUCCGUCGACGACCGGAACUUCAGUUUGCUAA
This is a messenger RNA of Homalodisca vitripennis (glassy-winged sharpshooter), 1841 nucleotides long. RefSeq lists its product as uncharacterized. The transcript has 5 exons. NCBI's taxonomy places the organism in Eukaryota, Metazoa, Arthropoda, Insecta, Hemiptera, Cicadellidae. The record is from RefSeq and is a predicted model, not a curated record. The annotation marks the transcript as partial.